AUGUCUCAACCUACCAUUCUUAUCACUGGUGCUAGUAGAGUGAUUGCAACGGUUCGACAUGUCACGGCUCAACAGGAAGAAAGACUUCACUCCCUGUCUUGCGGGCAAGGUUCGAAGGUGAUUGUACUCCCGCUUGACAUGAAUGUUGCCUCGAGUAUUACAGAGGGAGUUGCUCUUCUCAAAGAUGAAUUUGGUAUAACAACCUUGGAUCUGGUCAUUGCCAAUGCCGGUAUUUGCGAUACCUUUGGCCCCGUGGCGAAAAUAUCCGAGGACGAGAUGUUGAAGCACUUUGAGGUCAACACCGUAGGCUUACUUCGGCUGUUCAAGGCCACUAUUCCACUCUUGGGUGUCUCGGAGGAAUCCAAGCUGGUAUACAUAUCUACAAGCGUGGCCAGUAUCAGUCAGCUCAACACAUGGUCCAUCACGACGGAAUAUGGGAUAUCCAAGAUGGCCGGCAACUUUUUGAUGAAGAUGAUUAGCAUUGAGCACAGCAAUGUGAUUGCUCUUUCCAUUAGCCCUGGGUAA
Molecule: messenger RNA, 525 nt
Organism: Trichoderma aggressivum f. europaeum
Lineage: Eukaryota; Fungi; Ascomycota; Sordariomycetes; Hypocreales; Hypocreaceae
Exons: 2
Coding region: 1-525 (174 amino acids)
Cellular component (GO): cytoplasm
Molecular function (GO): alcohol dehydrogenase (NAD+) activity
Source: RefSeq, a predicted model, not a curated record